Molecule: messenger RNA, 1198 nt
Organism: Ceratina calcarata
Lineage: Eukaryota; Metazoa; Arthropoda; Insecta; Hymenoptera; Apidae
Product: optic atrophy 3 protein homolog
Exons: 3
Coding region: 165-806 (213 amino acids)
Biological process (GO): regulation of lipid metabolic process
Cellular component (GO): mitochondrion
Source: RefSeq, a predicted model, not a curated record
UCGUUUAAUGAUUCGCAUAUAAUCAGAUAGCAUUCCAUCGUGUCACUGUCAGUCAGUAUGGCCGUCUGCUAUGCUCUGAAGCAAUUUCAGAGGUUUUAGUCGAGGUACGAAACGUAACUUGGAAUUUCAAUCGUAAAGAGUGAAAAGAGAAGUGAGGAAGAAAAAUGGUCGUGGGCGUUUUCCCGGCUCUCAAAUUAGGAGUCUUGUUCGUCAAACAGAUCAGUAAACCACUUGCGAAAUUCCUUGUUAACCAAGCAAAGAAUCACCCGGUGUUCCGGACGUAUUUUAUCAUACCACCCGCUCAAUUUUAUCAUUGGGCAGAAGUGAAAGCUAAGAUGUAUGUAAUGAACCUGGGUAAGCCUACGAAAGUUGCGAAGUUGAACGAAGCUAUGGCCAUAGAAUUAGGAGCAAAUCUGAUGGGUGAAGUAGUCAUAUUCAGUGUCGCUGGUGGUUGUUUAAUACUGGAGUACAAUCGCCAAGUGGCGAAAGAGGCCAAGAAGGAGGAGGCGAGACUGGCACAAAUACAACUAUUCACAGACCAGAUAGAGAAUUUGAGUCAAGUUACGACUCGACAGGAGAACCAAAUCCAGUACUUGGAAGAAGCUGUACAAGAAUUAGCGAAACACACAAAGCAUAAAUUGGUUGCGAAACCAAAAGUAAUAGAAAUAAAUGAACAAGGACAGCAGCUGUCUAAUAUUAGCGAGAAUCCAAACAAAAGUAACAAUCCAGACGGUGAUAAAGCGUCAAUAAUUGAACGUGCUAUAGUUUAUUAUGAAAACAAUGUAAAGACGGACAAACUCAGUUAACUGAUAUUUCAUCUGAAAUUCGUCGUGAUAGUAUAUGAACAUAUUCGUGACAUAGUGUAAAUAAGAGACAGUUUUCUCUCUUUCUCUACAUAUAUACAUAUAUGUAUGUAAACUGUGUAUAUAAUUGAAACUAUCUAUUACACUUUAUACAUUACAUUUUUAUACAUUAUCAUUGUGAAUAACUCAGUAUUUUCUAUUUAUAGAUAUAUAGUUUCGUAUUCUCUUUUUUUUAAUCAUCAACAGCUCUCGAAAAUACAUAGUCUCGUAUAAAAAUACUUUACAUCCAUAAAAUACGUGCCAGUUGUACUAUUUCAGGCGGCAGUGACCCUACUUAAAUCCAAUUGUAUCGCACAUGCGAGGGGUACAAUAAUAACAAUGAUAAUAAAAUUGAA